Protobothrops mucrosquamatus (brown spotted pit viper) is the source of this 1239-nucleotide messenger RNA. It is a transcript of the gene PABIR2, whose product is annotated as family with sequence similarity 122B. Bases 42 to 722 code for a protein of 226 amino acids. The transcript has 9 exons. The record is from RefSeq and is a predicted model, not a curated record. Gene Ontology annotation, molecular function: protein serine/threonine phosphatase inhibitor activity. Lineage: Eukaryota; Metazoa; Chordata; Lepidosauria; Squamata; Viperidae.
AGCCUUAUGUCUUACGAACACGCAGGAAUAGCACAACAGUUAUGAACCGACACAGCAUGCUGAUAUCAUCAUCUCCAAUCCGUAUCCCUAGUAGUCGACUCCAUCAAAUCAGAAGGGAGGAAGGAGUGGACCUGAUGAACAGAGAAGCCGCCCAUGAAAGGGAAGUGCAAACAGCAAUGCAGAUAAGCCAGUCAUGGGAAGAAAGCUUGAGCCUGAGCGACAACGACUUGGACAAAUCUGAAAAAUCAUCCUCUCCAAAGAGAAUAGACUUCAUUCCUGUUUCUCCAGCCCCUUCACCCACCAGAGGUAUAGGAAAGCAAUGCUUCUCACCCUCUCUGCAAAUGUUUGUGAGCAGCAAUGGAUUGCCUCCGAGCCCUAUUCCUAGUCCCACGAGGAGAUUUUCAAACAGGAGGAGUCAGAGUCCAAUCAACUGUAUCAGGCCCAGUGUUCUUGGUCCUGUUAAAAGGAAAGGUGAAAUGGAAACCGAAAGCCAGCCAAAGAGACUUUUCCAAGGAACCACAAACAUGCUUUCUCCUGAUGUCACCCACCUGACUGACCUCAGCUCAUGUUUGUCUUCGGAGAUCCUGGAUGGGAGCACCAGCAGCGUCAGCUCUUCCUCCGAUUCCUUGGCCAAAGGCGGCAGCACCACCACGGAAUCACCCCUCGCAUGCUCCAACUCCUGCUCUUCCUUCCUCUUGAUGGACGACCUUUCCCCCAAGUGACUUUUCCCAGGGGUCAAUGGCUGCCCGCUCUGCCCUCUCGCUCUGCAUACAUGCUGAGAAAAUCCACGGGAAAUAAAUCCUCCAGGACCUGAGGAUUUAAGUACUGAGUGGAAAUAUUAAUGCGACUUUUAAUUCUUGGCAACUUCUUCAAGUGGUUUUGAUGAUCUUUCUCUUUAAACCAACACGUCAAGCCCUUGAGAUAGGUCUUUUGGCUGUCUGGUUUUGCAGCUUUUUUUUUUUUUUAAACCGAACCCAUUAUUUUACCUGUAUCUGUUGAGAUCAUUACUAUCUUUGCUUUCAAAGAAACUGCAAUGCUUUUUAGAAUUUUUCAGACAAGCACCUAAUUUAUAUUAGUGUGAAAAUGGUAGGCGGGAAAACCUUUCGCUGUUGCUAUCAUGGUCGUGGGUUCUGGAGGCAAAGGAUGGUAGUGAGAGAAUUGUUAGAAAACUGUCCUUGUUCAACGUGCUUUUUUAAAGGAAUAACCUAGAUUGCUCUAGAAAUUCAUUUAAGGAAAAAA